GUGUUUCAAUAAAACCCUUGCUUGCGAUCGAGCGGCAAUGUUUUCGGGGCAAAUCCCUAGCUCGUCGAAAAGUAAGACCGUAUCGGCAGGGCAGGGCUAGAUCUAGGCGCUUGGAGCUGGGCCUAGCGGGAUCGGUACUGUGAGCUGGGAUCAGGCGGCUGCGCCUGGCUCUGGAUCUUUGCUGGAUCGGCGCUUCUGUGAGGUCGAAAAUGCCGGAUUUCCUAGCUGGGUGAGCGAAAUUCUGGCUCCUCGAUUCUUUCUAGGAUGUAGAAUGGGGGAGAUUUAGUUCUAGGUUUGAGCGAUAGACCAGAUUUUUUGGCGCUAGUGAGCCAAGAUGGAGAAUCUUCGCGUUUUGGCGGAGUCGAUGCAGCAGGCAUCGGCGCUUCUAUCCGAUCAGGAAGGAGAAGAAUCGCUGGACCAGUACUCGAGUUUUCUCAGCGUGGUAGCUCUUGGUAACACUGGCGCUGGAAAGUCAGCGGUUCUAAACAGCUUGAUUGGCUACGCAGUGCUGCCAACCGGAGAGAAUGGGGCAACCCGUGCACCUGUGACUAUCGACCUGGAAGCUGACGAUUCAGGAAAUAAACGAGGGCUUACAGUACAGAUGGAGGGCAAGUCUAUGCAAGUUUCUGCAACCGACAUACGACAUUCUCUUCAAAACAAGUUUGGCAGAAUGUCAACCGGUGCUGUGAAGGAAAAUAUCCAUUUGAAAUUGAAGUGUUCUUCAGCACCACCCCUGAAGCUGGUCGAUCUGCCUGGGCUUGAGAGUAGAUCAGUUAGCGAUUCCCUGGUCCGCGAGUACAUCGACAGCAACGAUGCUCUUCUGCUCGUUGUGAUUCCUGCUACUUCUGUGCGGGAUAUAACGGGAUCGCAGGCCCUGAAAAUUGCACAGGAUAUCGACCAUGAAGGCUCAAGAACUGUUGGUGUCAUCAGCAAGAUUGACCAAGCGGCUUCGGAUCCCAAAAGCUUAGCAGCAGUUCAAGCUGUUCUAUCCGGACAAGGGCCGUCGAUCACAUCUAAGUUCACAUGGAUAGCUUUGAUUGGUCAAUCCGUCUCGAUUGCUGGAGCUCAUUCCAAAGACGAUUCUUUGGAAACUGCUUGGAAGGCGGAAAUGGAGUCUUUAAAAUCCAUUCUUGGCGGGGCAUCGUCAAGUAGACUUGGAAGAUCUUCGUUAGUAGAGGCUAUUGCGAAGCAGAUUCGGCAACGGAUGCAACAGCGUCUUCCCAGCCUCCUUUCCAGUCUGGAAGGGAGGUCACAAGACGUGGAGGAAGAGCUGGUAAGACUUGGUGAAAAGAUGGUAGAAACGGAAGAAGGUACACGUGCGGUAGCACUAGAGCUUUGCCGUGAAUUUGAGGACAAGUUUUUGGAGCAUAUCAACAGUGGAGAGGGAGGAAGUUAUAAGGUUGUUACGAGUUUUGAAGGAACGCUACCAAAUAGAAUAAAACAGCUUCCACUUCAGGAGCUCUUUGACUUGAAUGGUUUGAAAAAGGUCGUCUUGGAGGCCGAUGGAUAUCUGCCUUAUCUUCUGUCACCUGAGAAAGGUUUGCGGGAGCUUAUUCGUAGAGCAUUGGACCUAGCAAAGGAUCCAGCUAAAAGCUGCGUUGAUGAGGUGCACAGAGUUCUAGUUGAUAUCGUUUCAUCCGCAGCAUCGGCUACUCCUGGUUUAGGAAGAUUUCCACCUCUAAAACGCGAGAUGAUAUCUGUUGCGAGUUCUGCGCUCGAUGAAUACCGUACAGAAGCUAAAAGGAUGGUCGUUGAUCUUGUGGACAUGGAAAGAGCUUAUAUUCCACCUCAACAUUUCACGCGGCUUGUGCAACGCAGGCUUGAUAGAGUUCGUCGAGAGGAUGAAGUGAAGAAUAAAACGAUGAAAAAAGCACAGGAAGCCGAACAGGCAAUUCUUAACAAAUCAUCAUAUAACCCUGCUGCUCAAGCUAACGGGUCUUUAAAGUCCGCAAAGGACGGCGAUGGAAAGGACGUGCCGGAGAGUUCAGGCGCGGAGAAAGAUAAAACUGGCUAUUUGUCAAAAAGAAGUGCUACAAGUGCAGAUACAUGGAAUAAGCGAUGGUUUGUUCUGAAUGAAAAGUCAAAUAAACUUGGAUACAUGAAAAAACCUGACGAUAAGCGUUUCCAAGGAGUUAUCAACCUUGAGGAAUGUUUGAUUGAAGAGCUGUCUGAGGAAGAAUUGGCAGAAGGACGUCCUUCUAAGUCUAAAGAGGCUUCAAAACAAGCCAAUGGCCCCGAGCCUAAUCUCACCAUUAAAAUAAGCAACAAGGUUGCUUAUAAGACUGUUCUCAAAGCUCAACAUGUUGUUGUUCUCAAGGCUGAAUCUAUGGCAGAAAAAACGGAAUGGAUGACUAAGUUGAGACAAUGUACUGAUCAAGGGAAAGGUUCGUCAAAAGCAGUAGUCGAAGUGGUGACUCCUUUGAGAACGAGCAUGUCUGAUGGUGCAUUGGAUACUGUCAUUACGAGAAGAGCAGAUCCAGAAGAAGAGCUUCGGAUCAUGGCUCAAGAAGUUCGUGAUUACGUGGAGGCAGUAAUGAACAGUCUUUCAGCAAACAUCCCCAAGGCAGCAAUAUUUUGUCAGGUCGAAAGGUCCAAGGAUUCAAUGCUCAGCACGCUGUACAAGUCCAUAAGUGCACUUCCUACUCCGACUAUAAAAGAGCUCUUGCAAGAGGAUGCUCAAGUAAAACGUCGAAGAGAGCGGUGCGAGCGCCAAGCCUCGGUACUGUCGCGACUUGUAAGACAAUUGAGCAACAACGAGGCGCGAGUGACAAUGAGCAACGGAUACAUCGAGGGAACGCAAAAUGGAUAUCACGGUGGAGACGAUUGGAGAGUAGCAUUUGAAGAAGCAGCCAAUUCUCCCUCUCCUCGAACACCAAGCGGCUUUUCUUCGUCUUCGCGCAGAUCUUUAACACCCCACCGCGGUGAAGCUCUAGAAAACGGCGACUCUUCUCGAAGAACUCCAACCAGGAGACCUCCUCCUCCAGUUCCAGGCAUCGGGGUUCCAACAUACAGACAAUAGAAAUCCCGGUUUUCUCAGUAAAGUGAUUCUUUAUAUGGCUUGGUACGUGAUAUCUUACCUUGAGUU
Molecule: messenger RNA, 3085 nt
Organism: Selaginella moellendorffii
Lineage: Eukaryota; Viridiplantae; Streptophyta; Lycopodiopsida; Selaginellales; Selaginellaceae
Product: dynamin-2A
Exons: 22
Coding region: 335-3019 (894 amino acids)
Cellular component (GO): cytoplasm; microtubule; membrane
Molecular function (GO): GTPase activity; microtubule binding; GTP binding
Source: RefSeq, a predicted model, not a curated record